Molecule: messenger RNA, 1770 nt
Organism: Ananas comosus (pineapple)
Lineage: Eukaryota; Viridiplantae; Streptophyta; Magnoliopsida; Poales; Bromeliaceae
Product: magnesium transporter MRS2-F-like
Exons: 6
Coding region: 166-1533 (455 amino acids)
Biological process (GO): magnesium ion transport; transmembrane transport
Cellular component (GO): membrane
Molecular function (GO): magnesium ion transmembrane transporter activity
Source: RefSeq, a predicted model, not a curated record
GCGUAAGAAGACCGUGACACAUCACGUCUUUGAUUCGGCAACUUCCACCGUACUCGGAGCUCUCUCUCUCUCUCUAUCCACCUUCCGAGGUCGAAGAAGCCCUAACCCUAACCCUAGAAGCCGACCCCCGAUCGAUCUCGAGCGGGGGCGAGGGAAGGAGACGAGAUGAGCCCCAAGAAGGGGGCGCCCGACGACGACCUUCCCCACCACCACCACCACCACCGCGCGGCGGCGGCGGCGGCUCCGCCGGGGGCGGCCGCGAGGAGGAAGGGCGGCGGGAGCCGGGAGUGGCUCGUCGUCUCCGACUCCGGCCGAUCGCGUCUCGAGGAGGUGGGGAAGCACUCGAUCAUGAGCCGCACGGGGCUCCCCGCGCGGGAUCUUAGGGUUCUAGACCCCCUCCUCUCCUACCCCUCCACGAUCCUCGGGAGGGAGAGGGCGAUCGUCAUCAACCUCGAGCACAUCAAGGCCAUCAUCACCGCCGCCGAGGUCCUCAUCCCCAACUCCAGGGACCCCCUCGUCGCCCCCCUUAUCCGCGAUCUCCAAUCCCGCGUCUCCGCCUCUUGCGACACUCCUCCGCAGAUCAAAGAGCCUGGAGAUGUGGAUGGGGGAGAUAUGGGAAAGGCUGUAUCGUGCUGGCCUUCAUUUCCUGGUUCCAAUGGGGCAACCAGUCAUGUAGCCAAGAUCACUAAGAAGAAUGUACCAUUAACAGUAGAAACACCAGAGGGUAACGAUACGCCCACAAUCGGUAUUCACAAAGAUGGGAGCAAGCACGUAUUGCCCUUUGAGUUCAGGGUACUCGAAGUCUGCCUUGAGUCUGCAUGCAGGUGCCUUGAAGCUGAGACACUGACAUUGGAGCAAGAAGCCUAUCCCGCUUUAGAUGAGUUGACUUCAAAAAUCAGCACACUUAACCUUGAGCGUGUUAGACAAAUUAAGAGCCGCUUGGUGGCAUUAUCUGGUCGUGUGCAAAAGGUAAGGGAUGAGCUUGAACAUUUAUUGGAUGAUGACAUGGACAUGGCUGAAAUGUACUUAACAGAGAAGCUUUCUAAUCAAACACUUGGUGAAUCAUCAUUGAGAGAGGAAGUCGAUGGCGAUUCAUUUCAUCUGGACGAGGACGACGAAGGAGAUGUGAGAAGUGAGACGGGUACGAGCCGUGGAAGCUUAGCUGGUUAUAAACCUAACAUUGAGGAGCUGGAAAUGCUUCUUGAGGCUUAUUUCGUGCAGAUUGAUGGCACAUUAAACAAACUAUCCCAUUUAAGGGAGUACGUGGACGACACCGAAGAUUACAUCAACAUAAUGCUCGACGAGAAGCAGAACCAGCUUCUCCAAAUGGGGGUCAUGCUCACCACCGCGACCGUCGUGCUCACCGCCGGCGUGGUCGUCGUCGGCCUGUUCGGCAUGAACAUCACCAUCGAUCUCUAUAACAGCCCUAACCAGUUUAAGUUUUGGGAGACGACGAUCGGCACUAUCGUCGGCUGUAUAGUCCUGUACAUCUUGGCCAUUGGUUGGGGGAAGAAAAGCGGACUUCUGCAGUAAAUACCACAUUGUUUCUACGGUAGUUAGUUCUCGAAAAUAAGAGAAUGAUACUGCAAACUGUUGCAUCUGGAUUUUUUUAUCAUUCAUCCCUGGAAAAGCAGCUCACAUCAUGCUUUUGUAAGUAUUAAUGAUACGAAGAUAAUGUUGCUUAUAUUUAUGCGUUUAACAGAUUAUUAGAGAUAUAUACAUAUACAUUAUAUAAUAUAAUAAAAGCUUUACCCACUUUUUCUGGGAGUA